This is a messenger RNA of Hippocampus zosterae (dwarf seahorse), 1305 nucleotides long. RefSeq names its product calcium/calmodulin-dependent protein kinase kinase 1-like. Gene Ontology annotation, biological process: protein phosphorylation; intracellular signal transduction. The record is from RefSeq and is a predicted model, not a curated record. Gene Ontology annotation, molecular function: ATP binding; protein serine/threonine kinase activity. The transcript is spliced from 3 exons. Lineage: Eukaryota; Metazoa; Chordata; Actinopteri; Syngnathiformes; Syngnathidae. Gene Ontology annotation, cellular component: cytoplasm. The coding region runs from base 1 to 1305 and encodes 434 amino acids.
AUGGCUGACUUGCUGAGCAUGCUGGGCAGCCGCCGCAGCCAGAAGGUGCGCACCACUGUCAAGCACGUCGAGGCCCAGGACGGCGACACGUGGAUGAUCAACGAGUACCGCGUCCUGGGCGUGCUGGGUGCGGGGUCCACUGGCGAGGUGCUCAAGAUGCGCAAGCGCACGGGCGUCAAGAAAUUCGGCAAGAAGCGUGACGACGGGCAGCUCUCGCCCGCCAUCAUGCGCGAAAUCGCAGUCAUGAAGAAGAUGCAGCACAGCAACAUGCUCCGGCUCUACGAGGUGAUCAUCAACCCCACCGACGACCUGCUGUUCCUGGUAAUGGAGCUGUGCGAGAACGGGCAGCUACUGGACUGGGACUGCGACCGGGCAGUCUUCACCUGCCGGCGUGCGUUACCCGGCAUGCGGCGGGUCGUCCGGGACUGUGUCAAGGCUCUGCAUUUCAUGCAUCUCCAGAAUAUCUACCAUCGCGACAUCAAGCCCGAAAACAUCCUCUUCGAUGUCUCGGACGUGGCCAAGUUCGCGGACUUCGGACUGUCCCUGACCGGUGAUGGCAAGGUCGAUGACUUUGUCACUGAUAUCCAGGGCACUGAGGCUUUCUACCCGCCUGAGUAUGUCCAUGCUCUCAAGGGCGACGGUAUCUGGAAAUUCAAGGGCAAGGCCGCUGACAUCUGGGCCCUGGGAGUGACCUUCUACGCCUUCGCCUUCAAGCAGCACCCGUUCUUCUCGGCCUCAGAUGACCGGGACACCAUGCUCCAGCGCAUCUGCACUGAGCAAGUGAGCUUCCCCUCCGGCGCAGACGUGGACUUCAUGCGACUGAUCUCACGGAUGCUAGCCAAGGCCCCGAGCGAGCGCAUCACCAUCGACGAGAUAAUAAACCAUCCCUUCGUGAACGAGGACGAGCAGCCUCUCUCCUACGAAAUCAAGGACGAAAUCGUGCGGGUCAGCAAGGAGGAAGUCCAGACCUGCUACUCGGUCUACUCGAUCCAGCUGGCCCACCGGUUCAUCAAGAAGAUGCGAACCCGCAUCGCAAAAGAGGAGGACGUUCCUGUCCGCGACAAGAAGGAGGAACAGCCCCAGCGGCUAGAGCGCAUCCACUCCGUCUACAACCACUUCAAAGAGCACAAGCUCACGCUCAUCCACCGCCCGGAUUUCUUCGACUCGGUCAAGGUCGAGCUGCGUGGCCCGCAUAGCAGCAACCUGUUCGUGCGGCGCGAAAACCUGCCACAGGAGGGACUGACAGACCUGCUGGUCAACAGUCUGGUGCUCAACCAGGGCGAGGCCUGGCUGGAAGGACUCUAG